This is a messenger RNA of Staurois parvus, 359 nucleotides long. The record is from the annotation of a GenBank genome assembly. Lineage: Eukaryota; Metazoa; Chordata; Amphibia; Anura; Ranidae.
UCACUGAUGGGCACUGAAAGGCAGCACUCAUAUAUUUCAUUGAUAGGUGGCACUGACUGGCACUGUUAGGUGGCACUGACUGGCACUGAUAGGUGGCACUGAUUGGCAGCACUUAUAGGUGGCACUGACUGGCAUUGAUAUGUGACAUUGAUGUGGCACUGAUGGGCACUGAAAUGUGGCACUGAUGGGCACUGGCAGGUGGCAUGAAUGAGCACUGUCAGCUGGCACUGAUGGACACUGACAGGUGGCACUGCUGGGGCUACACAGAUCAUCAGGGCACCCUGGUCAUCAGUGCCCUGAUGAUCACUGUCAGAUUGACAGCUUGUGAGGAGAGAAAUGCCGAUAACCGGCAUUUGCCU